Rana temporaria (common frog) is the source of this 2158-nucleotide messenger RNA. RefSeq names its product C-C motif chemokine receptor 6 (gene CCR6). Gene Ontology annotation, cellular component: membrane. The record is from RefSeq and is a predicted model, not a curated record. Gene Ontology annotation, biological process: chemotaxis; immune response; G protein-coupled receptor signaling pathway. NCBI's taxonomy places the organism in Eukaryota, Metazoa, Chordata, Amphibia, Anura, Ranidae. The transcript has 3 exons. Bases 110 to 1204 code for a protein of 364 amino acids. Gene Ontology annotation, molecular function: chemokine receptor activity.
UGACAGGCGACACAACAGGAGACAUCGGGGACAGAUUAUCGCUGCUUCAGAGCUUUACAGUGAUUUACAGUUUCCAAAUCCCAAGUGCAGGAUACGUACCCUGAAAAAUAUGACAGACUUUAUUCCAACAACAGAUUCCGGUUACUAUGAUGUUUAUCAAGAUGAUGAAGAUGGCACAUUUUGCCAAAAGGGCAGUGUCAGAGAUUCACUGAAAAUCUUUGGACCUAUUGCCUUGUCUCUUAUAUUUAUUUUUGGGCUGGUGGGUAACAUACUGGUUGUUGUGACCUUCAGUUGCUACAAGAAAAGUAAGACUAUGACAGACAUCUUUCUUUUAAACAUGGCAAUAGCAGACUUACUGUUUAUAUUUACUCUUCCAUUCUGGGCUGUGUAUUUGGAAAAAAACGAAUGGAUUUUCGGGGAUGUUAUGUGCAAACUAACUAAAAGCAUCUACACAAUUAAUUUCAACUGCAGCAUGCUGUUAUUAGCUUGUGUGGGUAUUGACCGAUAUGUGGCCAUUGUGCAGGUUACAAAGUCGUUUCGAAUCAGAAACAUUGCACUGAAUCAUAAAGGAGUGAUCUGCUUGGCAGUUUGGAUUGUAGCGGCUUGCCUCUCCAUCAUAACAUGUAUAUUCAGUAAGACUUACGAAUUCGGAAACAAUCAGUUCAUAGUUUGUGACGCACAAUACCCAGCUGACUUAUCAGCAUCCAAUUGGAAAUUUGCAGUUAUAGCUGUAGAAAUUGGUACAGGCUUUUUAAUCCCCUUUAUUGUUAUGCUAUUUUGCUAUGCAUGUAUCAUUAAAACAUUACUGCAAGCAAAAAACUCCCAAAGAUACAAGGCAAUCCAAGUAAUUGUGACUGUAAUGAUUGUGUUUCUAGUCUGCCAGGUCCCCUACAAUGUGUCACUUUUGGUAAAAGCAAUUAAUUUGUUGCAGAGAUAUAACGGUUCGUGUUCUAUAUCAUUAGAGUAUGCACUCCAAAGCACAAGAUUGCUAGCCUUUUUUCACUGUUGUCUGAAUCCCGUCAUUUAUGCCUUUAUUGGUGUAAAAUUCCGAAAUUAUUUUGUGAAAGUAGUGCAAAACGUGUGCUUUUUUCAUAAGUUUCCCCUGUCUAGAACACGGAGCUCCAGGUUGUUCUCUGAUAUGUACACAUCAAGAAGGACAAGUGAGAUAUUCCCAAGUGAUGGUGGUUCAUCUUUCACGGUAUAGGACACAAGCAGAAAUCAUGUGAUGGCAUAUAUUCCCUGUUCACAUAUAAUAUAAAACAUCACAAUAACCAAGAAGUACUGUACAGAAAUUGCAUUUCUUGUUGUAGCUUCCCAUGAAAACCAUAGCAUGCUGGAUUUUUGGGGGAUUUUUAUGUAUGCUGAAUAUGGAAGAAGCAAACAUUGUUGCACAAAACAUGUUGCCGUAAAAUGAAAUGCCUAAAGGUCGAAACUUUUUGACUUUUAGUUUUAUAAAAAGUGGGGUACAGAUAGACUUGCCUUUAAUCGCAUUGGAGAGAUUUGCCCUCAUUUCUUAAGACAGGAAGUGAAAAGAACUCCCUCCAAUAGUGACACAGACUAAAACAAAACACGUAUUUCUUAGUAAAAUAGAAAUAGGGUUGAAAACCUUUUACAACUUAUUGUUACUGAUCGUUUCUUCCUGUCUCAAUGACAACUGCUUCCCUCACUUCUUGCUAUGUCAUCACGUUGUCAAAAGGAUUGGAGCUGAGGUAAAAUCUCUUUAACAAGGCCAAACAUUGCAAUACAAAUCUGACACAUCCUCCUUCCACACACAAACAAUCAAACUACAAAAAAAGGGGAGGGUGGUCACUAUUUUUAUUAAUUUUCUCCUGUUCAUUCAACAGCAAAAGCAGUACCCACAUCUUUCACCCAAAGUUCAAAUAUAAUUUUUCUGAUAUAUUAGCAUUCAUGGUGUGUUUUGGGUCACCCCGCUGGCUGCAAACUCUAAAAAUGUAUUCCACAGUUUUUUGGGGGGUGUUAAGGGGUAGGUAGCAAGGAAUUACUUUUAGCUCUUGUCAGAAACUACCUACAUUAGCUAAACGCCAUCCAUUAUUUCAAUCAUGUGUCAGUCAUCAUACUUGCAACAUGUUAAAAUGCCACAAUAUCGUGUUCACUUUCCAAAUCUUCACACAGCAUUUCCAGGCUGCUGUAAAAAAAA